UGAGGUUUCUUAACAACAUUUACAUAUUUUAUAUUGAUGGGUUUGCUAACACUUUAUACUUCAUUCUUGGAGAAAGGAAUAUUUUUAGUUGCCAUAGACAAAGAUCCGGCUGGUGUAGAUCCAGAUCACAUAUGGAAAGCAAGCUCUUCAUUAAAAAGAUUUGAUGAUAUGUACCAUUUAUACAUAUCUCAUACAGAUGGUGUAACGAACAAAACAUACGAAGUCGAAUUGGAAAAGUGUAUAAGUUGUUGGUUUGACACUAAUGGGACUCUCUUAUGUGAUUUGUUUGAGCCAGAAGUAUCAAAAUUACACUCAAGGCUAUUGUCUGAAAAGAAGAAAAAAUGAUUAUUGAAACUUUAUACUUAAGUACUUUCAUAUUGGUUUAUUUACUUAAUGUCAAUUAAAUUUAUUCACUUCCACUUCA
Molecule: messenger RNA, 424 nt
Organism: Stegodyphus dumicola
Lineage: Eukaryota; Metazoa; Arthropoda; Arachnida; Araneae; Eresidae
Gene: Spase25
Product: Signal peptidase complex subunit Spase25
Biological process (GO): protein targeting to ER
Cellular component (GO): signal peptidase complex; membrane
Source: RefSeq, a predicted model, not a curated record